Fraxinus pennsylvanica is the source of this 573-nucleotide messenger RNA. Lineage: Eukaryota; Viridiplantae; Streptophyta; Magnoliopsida; Lamiales; Oleaceae. The record is from the annotation of a GenBank genome assembly.
AUGGAAGUUGAAGCAGCGGGUGUGGAAAAAGAGAGGGAGACGAACAACAUCGUGAUGCGUCAGUUUACUGACCCAGAAGGUGCUCCUCUGGGACCGUCGAUGUACCUCCCGCAAAGCGCUGGCCCCAAGGAGCUUCAGAAUAUGGUCAAUCAGAUUAUAAACAAUGAGGAAAAACUGCCUUGUGCAUUUUAUGUAUCAAAUCACGAGCUUGUGGUGCAGCUUGGUUCAUAUCUUCAGAGCAAUAAAGUGUCUGUGGAGAAGGUCUUGACAAUAGUUUACCAGCCCCAAGCAAUAUUUCGAAUACGUCCUGUUCUUCAACUAUUACUGGUCAUACUGAGGCUACUCCAUUAUUCACAUGUAAAUGCCACAAGAACUGGGUACUUUGUAUUGCAUGGUCACCCGAUAGUAAACAUCUUGUUAGUGGAAGUAAGGCUGGAGAACUUCAAUGUUGGGAUCCACGGAUUGGAUGGCAUCUGGAAAUCCACUUACCGGCCACAAGAAAUGGAUAACCAGGAUUUCAUGGGAGCCAUUGCAUCUAAAUGCUCCAUGCUGUCGCUUUGCGACUGCAAGUAA